This is a messenger RNA of Phacochoerus africanus (Common warthog), 3392 nucleotides long. Its product is annotated as zinc finger protein 689. Gene Ontology annotation, biological process: negative regulation of transcription by RNA polymerase II. Lineage: Eukaryota; Metazoa; Chordata; Mammalia; Artiodactyla; Suidae. The transcript is spliced from 6 exons. Gene Ontology annotation, molecular function: DNA-binding transcription repressor activity, RNA polymerase II-specific. The record is from RefSeq and is a predicted model, not a curated record. The coding region runs from base 359 to 2743 and encodes 794 amino acids.
CAAUCGCAGCGCCAUCACACUUGAGGGCAAAGAGGUUAGAAAGCCGGCAUGGCGCUCCGGUCAAUAAAAUCGAUAGCUGGAAGCUGCCUGUGUUUCAGGCAAAGGCGGUGCAGUAGCGGCGCCGCCAUUUUCCCCGAAGGCAUCUUCCGGUGCCUUUCACCCAAGUUCGGGCAGGAGUUUCCUGAAUAACAGCGAAAGGUUUCCGUUAGCCCCGCAGGCGGCCGAUUCCGGUUCCCUCCGGGCCUCCCUGGGCACGCUCCGCCCGGGUCCGGCGGGGGCUCCCAAACCCCGGGGCCAGCUAGCUCCCAGGGGCCGAGGCCGGGACGGGGACGGUCGUGGCGCCGGCUUCUCGGACCCAAUGGCGCGGUCUUCCGCUCCGCUCCCCGCGCGGGGAGCGGGAGAGGCCGGACCCGGCCGGAGAAGGGGAAGGAGGCCAAGGGCGGUGAAGUUCGCGGACGUGGCCGUGUACUUCUCCCCGGAGGAGUGGGGGUGUCUGCGGCCCGCGCAGAGGGCCCUGUACCGGGACGUGAUGCGGGAGACCUACGGCCACCUGGGCUCGCUCGGGUGCGCAGGUCCCAAACCAUCCCUCAUCUCCUGGUUGGAACGAAAUACCGAUGAUUGGGAACCGGCUGCCCUGGAUCCACAGGAGUGCCCAAGGGGGGUAACAGUCCAGAGAAAAACCAGAACCAGAAAGAAGAACGAAGACAAGGAAGUCUUCCCGCCUAGGGAGGCACCCCGAAAGGGGAAGCGAGGGCGCCGGCCCAGCAAACCCCGCCUGAUCCCCCGGCAGACCUCCGGAGGGCCCAUCUGCCCUGACUGCGGCUGUACCUUUCCCGACCACCCGGCCCUGCAGAGCCACAAGUGUGCGCAGAACCUGAAAAAGCCUUACCCUUGUCCAGACUGCGGGCGCCGCUUUUCCUACCCGUCCCUGCUGGUCAGUCACCGGCGGGCGCACUCUGGGGAGUGUCCCUAUGUCUGCGACCAGUGUGGCAAGCGCUUCUCCCAGCGCAAGAACCUCUCCCAGCACCAGGUGAUCCACACCGGCGAGAAGCCCUACCACUGCCCUGACUGUGGCCGCUGCUUCCGGAGGAGCCGGUCCCUGGCCAAUCACCGGACCACGCACACGGGUGAAAAACCGCACCAGUGCCCGAGCUGCGGGCGGCGCUUCGCCUACCCCUCCCUGCUGGCCAUCCACCAGCGCACGCACACGGGCGAGAAGCCCUACACCUGCCUGGAGUGCAGCCGGCGCUUCCGCCAGCGCACGGCGCUCGUCAUCCACCAGCGCAUCCACACCGGCGAGAAGCCCUACCCGUGCCCGGACUGCGAGCGCCGUUUCUCCUCGUCCUCCCGCCUGGUCAGUCACCGGCGGGUGCACUCCGGGGAGCGGCCCUACGCCUGCGAGCACUGCGAGGCCCGCUUCUCGCAGCGCAGCACGCUGCUCCAGCACCAGCUGCUGCACACGGGCGAGAAGCCCUACCCGUGCCCGGACUGCGGCCGCGCCUUCCGGCGGAGCGGCUCCCUGGCCAUACACCGCAGCACGCACACCGAGGAGAAGCUGCACGCGUGCGGCGACUGCGGCCGCCGCUUCGCCUACCCCUCGCUGCUGGCCAGUCACCGGCGCGUGCACUCGGGCGAGCGGCCCUACGCCUGCGACCUGUGCUCCAAGCGCUUCGCCCAGUGGAGCCACCUGGCCCAGCACCAGCUCCUGCACACCGGGGAGAAGCCUUUCCCCUGCCUCGAGUGCGGCCGGUGCUUCCGCCAGAGAUGGUCCCUGGCCGUCCACAAGUGCAGCCCCAGGGUCCAGAACUGCAGCCCGAGAUCUGCUCUCGGGGGGCCGAACCAGAAGGGCGAUGCCCUUUGCCGGGCGCGGGGACCAGGCGGCCGCUGCUCGGGGCUGGGAGGCCCCAUGGCGCCGCCUCCAGCCCCGCUCCUGGUGCUGAGACCCGGGGAUACUGGGCCGGGUUGCAAGAAGCCCGCGGCCGUGAGGUUCGCGGACGUGGCCGUAUACUUCUCCCCGGAGGAGUGGGGGUGUCUGCGGCCCGCGCAGAGGGCCCUGUACCGGGACGUGAUGCGGGAGACCUACGGCCACCUGGGCGCGCUCGGAUUCCCAGGCCCCAAACCAGCCCUCAUCUCUUGGAUGGAACAGGAGAGUGAGGCUUGGAGCCCCGCCGCCCAGGAUCCUGAGGAGGGGGAAAGCCUGGGAGGACCUCUGAGAGGAGAUGCCGCAAACCAAAAGGAAGAUGAACCCGAGGCAGGGCCAGGAGCCAAAGGACCCAGAAAGACGUCCGGAAAGGAGAGGCCCGAAGAACUGGUUAAACACACCCCUGAGUCGACCAUCAGCAAAACCUCGGCCAGAGCACAGACACCCAGGAACGCUGCGCGGGACCAGAGCGCAGGUGCGCAGCCCCCGGUCCCGGUCCCCGGCGGCGGCGUGGAUGCUCAGGCCAGCCAGCGGCGCCACGUGUGCGCGGACUGCGGCCGCCGCUUCACCUACCCGUCGCUGCUGGUCAGCCACCGGCGCAUGCACUCCGGCGAGCGGCCCUUCCCCUGCCCCGAGUGUGGCAUGCGCUUCAAGAGGAAGUUCGCCGUGGAAGCGCACCAGUGGAUCCACCGCUCCUGCUCUGGCGGGCGGCGGGGCCGGAGGCCUGGGAUCCGGGCUGUGCCUCGGGCCCCGGUCCGAGGUGACCGGGACCCGCCAGUGCUGUUCCGCCACUACCCGGACAUCUUCGAGGAGUGCGGCUGAGCGGCUCCCGCACGCUGCCCUUGACGGAGCCUGACCUGGGCUCUAAGGACUGACUGGUCCCUGAGGGAAGCUCCUGUGUCAGGACCUAAAAUUCGUUCCUUGGGCCUCCCCCAGGGAUCCCUCAAGUUUCCAAGCUUGUAAAAAGAAAAGUGCCUGUAAAGAUUCAAAUAGAUUCAACUCGACACCCCCUCUCCCCAGUCUUUCUAAACAAAUGAAGGGAGUGAGAUGCUUGGACUUUUCUCAGCGUUAUCUCAGUAGCAGGGGCGACCAAGAUCUUGUGCAAACACUGUCUCCAAAAAUCAGCUCAGCGCUUAUCUGCUGCAGAGGGAAACGCUGCUGAGGGGACAAAGGCUGGAGAGGAGGCCACGGAUGCAAGGCAUGGCUAAACCCCGCCUAACUGACAGCCCCAGGAAGCCCUGCCAGUGACAUGGGUGCAAAGCAUACAGAAACCCCAGUUGCGGACUCAUCUCUGCACCUUGCCCCCAAGGCACAGCUGGUAAGUCACACACCCUGCCUGAGCCUCAGCUCCCUCCUCUGUAAAAUGAAGAUCAAUAAAAUCUACCUCAAAGGGUUACUGUGAAGAUUGCAAUUGUAACAAGAUUAUGUAUGGCAUAGUAAAUGUGCAAUAAAUAUUUGUUGAAAGAGUGAA